CGUGACGUCACUCUGUCUUUUUCGGUGUUAUUGAAGGAGGAAGAGUCGCAUUCACGGAAGUCAACCAACUCGACAAGUUGCUGUUAACCUAGCUAACGUCCCUAACAGCUGGCCAUCAUGCUUGGGGGAGGAUUCAAAGCAGAAAGACUCCGGGUCAACCUCAGACUGGUUAUCAAUCGCCUGAAGCUCUUGGAGAAAAAGAAAACUGAGCUAGCUCAGAAAGCACGGAAGGAGAUUGCAGACUACCUGUCAACAGGAAAGGAUGAGCGAGCACGGAUCCGUGUGGAACACAUCAUCAGAGAGGACUACUUGGUAGAGGCCAUGGAGAUCCUAGAACUGUACUGUGACCUGCUGCUGGCUCGCUUUGGCCUCAUCCAGUCCAUGAAGGAGCUCGACCCUGGUCUGCAGGAAGCUGUGUCCACUCUCAUCUGGGCAGCCCCACGUCUGCAGUCUGAGGUCAACGAGCUCAAAAUUGUGUCUGAUCAGCUGUGUGCCAAAUACAGCAAGGAGUAUGGCAAGCUCUGUAGGACAAACCAAAUCGGGACAGUCAAUGAUAGGCUCAUGCACAAACUGAGUGUAGAGGCUCCUCCUAAGAUCCUGGUGGAGCGCUACCUCAUUGAGAUUGCCAAGAAUUACAACGUGCCCUACGAGUCAGACGCCAUGGUCAGACCGGAGGUGUGUAAAGGCGAAGAGGCUGACCUCAUAGACGUGGACUCUGACUUCAAGAAGCCAGGUGGUGGUGGCGGCGGCUUCACCGCUGGAGCCAUGCCUAUGCCCAUGGGCCCCCCAUCAGCGUUCAGCUACCCAACACCCAAAGGAUCAAUGCCCGGCCUCAUAGGGUUCAACGGCCCCUCUGUUGGCACAUAUGAUGCCUUUAACAACUUCCAGCCUCCAAUGAGAGGAGGGCACCCCCCUGAGCUGCCCAGCUGCCCCCCUACCUACGAGUCUAUUGAUGAGCUGUCUAUUAAACCUUCUGAUCGAUCCCAGGUGUCUGGCCCCGGGCCUUCAUCCCAGAUCUACGAUAACAACGCCCUCCCUGAGCUGCCCUCAGUUCCCGACACGCUUCCCACUUCCUCCUUUGGAGUUGGACGAAACACUGCGAGCUCUGAUGACAUCGACUUUGAUGACCUGUCACGGCGCUUUGAGGAUCUGAAGAAGAAGACUUAAUCCUCCAGUAUCCCAUCAUGCUGUGUUGUCAGUCACCGCAGUUACAGGAUCAGGAAAUGUUUAAAUAUUUGGAUUGGCACCCUUUGCAGUGAAACUCUCCUCACUGUGUGGUUUUACUGAUGUGAACAUGGACUGUACCUCAUUCAAACACAUGUGUCUGUCUGGCACACUGAAGGUGAAGGCCCUUUAGAGGGCUAUUUGACAGUACAUUUUGCAGUACACUUUAUUAUCGACUACGUCCAAUCAACUGAACCAUAUAGGUGUCAUCUUUAUAUGAGCACUUUGGAUGUUACUGAUAGUAACUAGUAUUCUAUGUAACCUCUCAAUCUUUCUUGUUGUUAUGGUUGUCACCUAUCCCCUUGACUCACAGUAUGAGACAAUAUUUGGUUUAUAAUCAAAUAGUCUUAACUGAUAGUGUCUCUCGUCCAGAGACUGGAUUGAGUAAUCCAGAAUGUCAAUAGUAUGUCGUUGGUGGGUUUCAUGAAACUGUUUUUUUACCUUUCACUGAAUCGCCUACUAGAAAAACCUGUAUUCUGGCACACCCAUUAUGUCGAAAUAUUCAGGCCUAGGACAUUUUCAAGACCGGGUGCUAUGGCCUAUUUCGGGUUUUACCCUCAUUACUCUCUGGCUCCGGACCUUUGGUGACAUCUGAAACCGGUUCUUAGACAUAUGUUACCUUAUAUGGGGUGAAGGGAUUUAAUUAGACUUGAUUGAUAAAGUGGGGUAUUGAGAUAUGAAAUACACAAUGCUAUUUACAGGAAUGAUUGUUUUAAUUGUACAGCACCCAUAUGUUGGUAGGAGGUUGAAGGCAAGAGUUGGAAAAUAUUUUUAUUUUGUACAUUUGUUCUAAUAAAAUCCACUUGAUGUUUUAAA
Molecule: messenger RNA, 2040 nt
Organism: Oncorhynchus tshawytscha (Chinook salmon)
Lineage: Eukaryota; Metazoa; Chordata; Actinopteri; Salmoniformes; Salmonidae
Product: IST1 homolog
Exons: 10
Coding region: 118-1167 (349 amino acids)
Biological process (GO): protein transport
Source: RefSeq, a predicted model, not a curated record